Papaver somniferum (opium poppy) is the source of this 200-nucleotide messenger RNA. RefSeq lists its product as uncharacterized. The coding region runs from base 1 to 162 and encodes 53 amino acids. The record is from RefSeq and is a predicted model, not a curated record. NCBI's taxonomy places the organism in Eukaryota, Viridiplantae, Streptophyta, Magnoliopsida, Ranunculales, Papaveraceae. The transcript has 2 exons.
AUGGACCAGGCUAUUUUUUCUCUCAAACGUAGGUUUAAACAAUUUCAAGCAUACGGUUGCAUCUGCAGAAAGAAGUUUUUCGAAGUUAAAGUUGAUCAAAUCCUACCUUCGAUCAACGAUGUCUCAAGAAAGAUUAAACGGACUAGCGAUGUUAUCCAUUGAAGCAGAUAUGCUAAGUAGUAUUGACUAUGAUAGUAUUA